GUUGUUAUCAUGGUGUAAACACUUGGUGAGAGGUUUUCAAAUCAUCCCUGGUGGUUAGACAGACGUCACACUGGUUCAUCGUCCGACAUGUAUACAGACGAAAUCAUCGAGAGUGUUGGAGGUUUUGGGCGAUUCCAAAUAGCCAUGCUGGGAAUGAUAUUCGGGGUGAAGAUGGUCAUUGCUUGGAGCAUGAUCAUGAUGUCUUUCGCUGGCGUGGCCCCUGAUUGGUGGUGCACACCUCACGGCGUUGAUCCCUACAACGUCAGCUACAGGGACAACACGACGUUCCAGCAGUGUCACGGCGUGGACAACAGCUCAUGUUCCUAUGCAUACUCCGAUGAGAUGAACACCGUCAUUAAUCAAUGGAACCUUGUCUGUGACAAGGACACCGUUGGGGCAACGCUGACGUCCAUUCAGAUGAUAGGCGUGAUGGUAGGAGCAUUUGUCGGAGGUCAGUCAGCUGAUGUUAUUGGAAGAAAGAAGACCUACUAUCUAUCCAUGCUUCUGCACGGCGUGUCGAACCUAGUAGCAGCUUUCUCGGUGUCUUGGCAAAUGUUCGCUACUCUCAGAUUCUUUAUAGGCUGUGGGAUAGGCAUAUACCUUUCAACGUCGUAUCCGUAUGCGAUGGAGUUCGUGGGCACCAAAUGGAGGUCUGUGUGUUCCUCGUUGCCUAUCUGGACGACUGGGGUCGGAUGUAUGGCACUGGCGACCUGGUUGCAGCCAGACUGGUACUACCAACACAUCAUCAAUGCAGCUCUGCACAUCCCAUUCUUCCUGGGAUGGUUCUUCGUCCCGGAAAGCCUACGCUGGCUGACUGUGCAGGGGCGACUUGGGGAGGCGGAGGAGGUGGUUGAUCAGAUGGGUCGGUACAACCGGAGACAGAAAUCUCCCAACACCGCACAGCUGCUGAAACAGGUUGCAGAGGAGGAAAAGAUAUUGAGGGCGUCGGGCACCAAGUACACAUACCUCGACCUGUACAAGGGCUGGAGCAUGUUUCGGAAGUCGGUCGUCAUCCAGUUCCUCUGGGCAUGCAUGUCUCUUGUCUACUACGGUCUGUCCUUCGGGGUAGGAACUCUAUCAGGAAACCUUUACCUCAACAUCUUCCUCAUGGGCAUCGUGGAGCUCCCUGGCACCUGUCUGCUGUUCCUCGUAGCUAACAAAAUUGGAAGAAGGUGGACGAGCUUUGUUUAUUUUGGGGCCGCGUCGAUUUCUGCUUUUGCUAUACCCGUGGUGUCGAUAUAUGUCGAUGCAGACAAACAGGGGUCGAUCAUAACCGGCCUCGCUCUGGUCUGCAAACUGGGAAUUGGAGUGGGGUGGGGAGCCGUACAGAUCCUCUCCAGUGAAACCUACCCAACUGUCAUCAGAAAUCUAGGUUUCGGUGCCGCCAAUACAACAUCUCGAAUAGGAGGGAUAAUUUCACCAUAUAUAUUUUCGGGGAAAAAGGGCGAUGUCUUUGUUCCGUUCAUGGUUGUCGGGUCGACGAUGGCGGUGUGCGCAGGGCUGGCCAUGCUCCUGGAAGAAACAACAGGGCGCCCUCUAGGGGACACAAUGGUUGUAAAGGGAGACAACUCUAAAGCGAACAAAACGCCCGACACGGACUCUAAUGUACACAAUCCUGAGAAACAAACUGAUUCUUUGUCAUCUUGCUCAUCCACGAAACUGUGACCUGAAGUUGGAAGAAACUGACAUUGACUAAAGUAGUUGUUCUUUGAUUUAUAAUAAACCGAAGUUGG
This is a messenger RNA of Haliotis rufescens (red abalone), 1733 nucleotides long. Its product is annotated as organic cation transporter protein-like. NCBI's taxonomy places the organism in Eukaryota, Metazoa, Mollusca, Gastropoda, Lepetellida, Haliotidae. Gene Ontology annotation, biological process: transmembrane transport. The record is from RefSeq and is a predicted model, not a curated record. The coding region runs from base 88 to 1665 and encodes 525 amino acids. Gene Ontology annotation, cellular component: membrane. The transcript is spliced from 9 exons. Gene Ontology annotation, molecular function: transmembrane transporter activity.